GCCGGGGAUGGUUCGCCACGCGCGCGUAUUCUAUGUUUCCUUUCUAUUGUUCGCUACUAAACUGUGGUAGAUGGUCGUUUGGAAGUAUUUUGAGCGGAAAUUUAUUGGAACAUUCCACACAAACAUGGAUUAGUCGCAGAAUGGAUGACACGGAUUAAACUGUUAAGGAGUGAUUAGAAGUUGGAGUUGACGGAAUUUGCCGUCGUGGACUCUCUUGUUGGCAAACUGUGACCAAGACACAUCGCGGAUUCGGGUCAUUCGUGUCGGGCGAAAAGCCGAAGAAUUUUCCUUUUUCCAGCUUCGUUUUCGAUGCAGUCCGUGUGCGUGUGCUGUCUAUCUCUCUGUACUGUCCUGUGGAAUUUUCUUCGUCUUCUGGGAGGUGCCGUCUUUCUAAAGGCCGGAAACUAUCGCUUAACCCUGCCCUAAUCCACUAGUCUAUCUGAUCCUAAGGAAUUCCUCGUUGAACCGGAAAACUGUAGGUAGUGACCUUUCUAAGAUUUCCGGUGUGAAUUCUCUCAAUCCGUCCCUUCGCCGUAGCACGGGUUGAACUUUGAUUCGUGUUUCCCAGCCUUAGCAGCAGUGUAUUGGAUUUUUACGUCUGGCUGGACUGAAACGGUUCGAUACAUACAGUGAACGAUCAAUUUUACCACCCGAUGGUAUUGACGAAAGCAAACCAACAGAAAUCAAGCUGUACAAAGUUUCGGUAUCCGGUUUAAUGGAAAUCUACCCAUCAGCCCAUCCCCCGACAACUUUUCCUAGCGCUUUGUGAUCUGUUCCUCCAGCAUUCUUCAAACGAAUAAAGCGAAAGUGAUUGAACGGUGUUCGCGAGCCGGGAAAAAGUAUCGAGAAGUUGAAAAUCAAAUACUGGGAAAGCAAGCAGUCCAAAUUAGAUUACAGGCAAAGGAAAAUUGUUUCCUCAAGUUUCGAGGGCAAACAACCCGAGGAGAAGAAGAGGGAGCAAAAUAAGAAGAAUCGUGUGAAGAUUGAAUUCUGGUGCGGAAAAUCGUUUCAACAUCCAGAGUCAGAGCCAGAGUCAAAGAAGCACUCAACGGUGGGAAGGAAAAGUUGUAUCGCUCUGUAUCAGCGAAUUGCUUGUUUUCGUUUUUCUCCGAAUUUGGCCAAAUAAGUGUAAAUGUGAGUGAGUGUGUUGUUGAGCUGUUGAAGAAUUUUGGCGAAUUUCUGUGUCAAAGUGUGUCGCUAUUGGCGAAUUUCGUGCUCCCAGAAAGCUUAUAUAUAAGUCGAAAGAGGAAGAAACAAAAAAAAGGAAGCCAAAGUGUGUAUCUCCUCCAGCCAGCCAGCAAAAGAGCUCAAAGUUCAAGGAAAAGCUAUCCCUCCCAUGCGUGUGUUUGUUGAUGUUUAUGCCCGGUCCUUCUGGUGAAGAAGUCAAUUUCGAGCAGAUACAGUGUGGGGUCCGACAGCACCUCGCCAUUCUCCCCCGCACAAUUACGCAUUCGGAACCACGUGGAGCUUUCGUUUUGCUCUCCUCUUCCGGCUCUUCUUUUUUCAUCGCUCUGUGGUGGUAACAACAAAAACAGGAGCUAGCUUGCUUGCGCCACACUUUUCCAGAGGGAAUAUCUGGAGUUAACUGUCUACGGCAAGUCUGCCUCCGCCGCCCCCCUCAGCUCCAGACCAGGAAUAAGGAAACAUCGCGGGAGACGUCAGCGACUGCGUUGUUAACUGCUUCUAAGUGACUGCUGCCGAGAUUGGACUUGUGCUUCUGCUCCGGUGUUCCGGUUUGUCAUCUCGGGACCCACACCGAAUGGCAUGGAGUAUAGUUUUGGAAAGCGUCCCGGAGUUGAAAAAGCGUUCGGGUGAUAAAAACCGGAACCUACGGAACGGCAAAACGACAGCAACAAUUACUCACUAGAGUCGGAGAGUUGUGAAAAUUUCCGGCCAAAGUGUUCCGCGCGCGCUGCUGUCGUAGAGGACAUAAAUUAACGGGCCCGGCCGGCAGCAUCCCGGGGAGGAUAUCAAGCAAAUAAAUAAUCAUCAUUAUUAUCAUAAAAUAUAAAGCACAAACACCACCCACGCUUUGUCUCCUGUCUGGAAAACGGAAACACAUCCGCAUACGCAGCCAAACAUAUAGUUGUCAGUGAAAAAUCGUGAGUGGGGGGAAAUUUUGUGCCAAACAAGUGAAUGCCAAAGGCACUCGGGAAUGGCUCAUUAAGUCAUCAAAAACUAGUGAAUAAUUUACAGCAAAAGCACCGCUGAAAUGAAGCGAUAAAAAUUAAAGAGCAUUUAAUGGAAACACGAGCAAAAGGCAAACACCAUCGACAUCUGAGGAGAACGAUUCUGCUUUUCUUCUCGAUCCUUUGAACUUCAUCUUACGCUACACCAAAAGCCCUUUCCGACGUUCCACACAACCCUUAAAGCAAACUAUUGCACUAUACCAUACGAGUUGAGCUACAAGGUUCAUUCUCCACCCCCCGAAAAACUCUGGAAAUCGGGGACACUUUUCGUCCCAAUUUUCCAUCCCCAUUCCAUCCACCAACCCCGUCUCAAACUACACCAGAUUAAAGUGUUUAUUCAGGAACGUCGUCUAUAAACUCUAUCGUCUAUCUCCAUCAUCGUUCUCUCGCUUUUGCCAAAACUCUGUCAACCGAUCCUUGCAAAUUCCACACGACUUCUCGUCAUUUUGAAGCGUCUUUGGGUGCAGCAACAACCAACAAUACUAGAGAGCAAGCAGUGUUACAACACCCAGAAAAAUAUAAGAGGAAAAUCACUUUCACCUUUACGAAAGUUAUCACAUUUCAUCCCCCUCGAAACGCCUUCUCCCCUGUUUCACCGCGGAAGGUUCCCAGGAUACGAUUAGUGAAAUUGUGUGCAUCGGUUAAAAUCACCGGGUGUAUCUUCCCACAAGUGGGUUAAAUAGUGAAGUUUAGCAGCAAAAAGGCGGCUGAAAUUACAAAGCCUGCAGCCAAUCUAAUCCGGAAAGGAAUAUAAAAAAGUGUUUAGCCCACCGCAUCCGCUGCCUUGGGUCGAUGACGUCAUGAUACCGACGGUUGAUCAACGGAUUUCGAUUCUAUUUUGUUGGUACCUCGUUCUGCAAUGUUUCUUCACGUGCCACAACAUUCCGGGAGCGGCCACGGCUACCAGUGCCAGUGCGGCCAGCGCUUCCGCAGCUGCAGCGGCAGCGGACCAGAGCCUAAGGCUGCUAGAUGACAGCGAGCUUAAGCUGCUCGGCAUUCAGCGAAAUCCACAGCAGCAGCAACUUCCUUCUCGCACAUCUACUCAUCCACACCAGUCCUCGUCGAUGGCCGACAUCGUCCCCCCACAGAUGCCAUUCCACCUAUUCGGCCACCACGGUGGCAACUCUAGGAUAAACAAUAACCGUAAGAUAAAUAUAGUGUCUUAUACAGCGAACCUAGAUAAUAUUUUAAGCAGCCACGAGCAGCAGAGCGAAGACGAGGAGUUGCGGCAACUGAACGACCUGGAUCUGGACCUGCUGGAUCCAUCGGCAGUCGUCGUCGUAGCUGGUGCCAAACGAGAUGGAUCCGGGAGCGGCCAUCAUAAGUUAGUUAAUCAAAUUGUCCAACAUCACAGUACCCAACACAACAACCAUCGGCGCCAUCGGAGAUCCGCUCGAAGAUCGUUGAGGAGCUCGCUGCCGGAAGUUGCGGCCCAUCCUUCCGACUCCACUGUUGUACAUGAAAUUUCCUCCUUCACCUCCUCUCAGCUGAACCAGAGCAGUAGUAGUAAUUACGAAACCAGUGAAUCCGAAAACCACAACCCGGAUCGAAGCGGGACGACGAUGGCUGUGAAGAAUAUCGUUAGGAGUAGUAACAAUAACAAUAACAACAAUGAGCGAAAUACUGUAACGAACUUGACACUUUCAAACUCCGAGCAUUCGUCAUCGGACAAGCGUCGGGCUUUUGAGGGUGACGGUGGCGAAAAAGAGGAAACGAAGCUGAAAAGGCAACAAGAUUCUGCCUCCGGGUCGGAAGAAGCGCCACUGCUCCGUAAGGAAGCCGAACUUUUGGCUGGCGAUGCCACCCAUUCGAGCCAACUCGAGCAGCAGCAUCCGGUCCAAGAAUCUGAAACUAAUACAUCAACCGAGCGGUCCGGGACGGUAACAUCAACAGCAUCAACGGUGCCAACGUCGGCGGCAGCAGCAGGAGCUGCUGGCAAAUCCGUACCAGAUUCCGGCGCUAUCGAGCGAACAAUAACUCCCCGGGAACAUUCGCCACAACAGCAACAACAGCAGACCAGCUACGACAGCGCCAUUAAUGUCGACAGUUUCAAUUUGCUCGACGAUAGCGUUUAUGUCAGAGGCAGCAACGGCAACAAAUCGUCGUCCAGUCGUGCCAACAAACAGGGUGGCCCUCCCUCGGUUUCCUCCGCCCCCGCCGUACCGUCGUCCCGGGAAAACUUAAGCAGCAAUAACAUAUUUGCUAGUGAAAACUUUGACGAGCAAAUUAUUUUCCUCAACGGCGGCGAACUGCUGGAGGCCAACAGCGUCGAGCAAUACGACAUGCGUCAGUUCGGAAAGGUGGAACGGGACGUCAACCUAAUGCGGAAUGUCAACCCGUUCCUUGUGGAUGAGCCCAUCGCACUGCCGCUGCGGCCCAUUAUCCGAGGCCCUCAGGAGGACCACAUCGAGGAUAAUGUGGUCCUGAUCUACGCCGAGCAGCACGAAACCGUUACGUUGGCCUGCGAGGUGGACGCCGACAUCACUUCCAGCGUUUGGCUCAAGGAUGGCCAGAUGGUGCACCUGAUGGAUCAACAGAAGACGCCCCCCCGGACCGAUGAUGUACGGUUUGUGCGGGAAUCGCACGGUGGCAUCACCAUCUCCAACGUCAUGAUGGAGGACGACGGGAUGUGGCAGUGCGAAGCCGAGAACGCCCGGGGCUUCUUCUUCAAUGGGCGGCCCAUUAAGCUGGUGGUUUUGGACCCUCCCAAGGAACCCUAUCUGCUGAUCGACCAUCGGCGCCUAGAUGCAGGCAACAUGUUCAUUCCGGUGAAAGAAAAUUCGGAGCUGACUUUGGCCUGCGUGAGCGAGGGUGGAAAUCCCAAACCGAACCUGAGCUGGGAAGUGUUGCUGAGUCCCGGAAUCGACCGGCAUGCCCAAAAGAUUUCGAACGAUGUGCUGGAGCUGCAGGAGAUUAAGACCGAUAAGGACAAAGAAUCGUACAAAAUCAACACCGGUGCCAUAUCGGAAGUGAAACUUCCGGCAGUAUUCCGUGUCCAUCACAAUGCUCGCAUCCUCUGCGUUAUGGAACAUCCGACUCUCAAAAUGCGCCAAAAUGCUUCGAUUCUGCUCGACGUUCAGUAUACCCCGUCGUUUGCCAUCACCCGGACGCCCGGAUUCGGUUAUCCCCUGAGAGAGGGAAUCGAAGUGUCACUCAAAUGUGACGUCGAUUCCAAUCCUCCGUCGACGCCGGUCUGGCAGAAGGACGACGCCGAUACUCCGGUGCCGCAGACGGGAGAUGGCUUCCUCAACUUUACCUCGAUCCGGCGGGAACAUUCCGGCUGGUACAAGUGCACAUCCCGGCAUCUGAACUUCCAGUACUCCAGCAUCGGGUACUAUCUCAGCAUAAGAUACGAUGCGGUUGACGUCACCUCUGAACCGGUAGAGCAAGAUCUUCCCCUAUCCUCCUCGUCAUCUUCGUCAGCUUCAUCAUCCUCAUCGGCAUCGUCAUCUUCAUCUUCCGCUCCCGGUGGACCUGGAAUGAUCGGUGCCGGACUCCUAAACGGUGCCAACGGAUUCAAGGCUGGCCAGAUGGAGGUGGAACUCGGUGGCUCCGUUACGCUCCAGUGUCCUCAGGGAUCGCUCGGCUGCUGGUCCCACCUGGAUCCGAUAACGGCUCGGCUCAAGGGCCUGGGCGUCGGCAUUUCCACCCCGACCGGUCAGUUCUCGCUCAAGGACGUCGUCUACCAGGACGCCGGGACGUACAAAUGCGUCGGCCAGAGCUCGACCAAUCGCAAAAAGCUGGAAGUGCUGCAGACCGUCUCGAUUGCCGUUAAGGGAGCUCCAACGGUAAUUGCUCGGAACACAACACCGGUGGCCUUUCCGGGAUCGCCGCUGCACCUGUCCGUGGAAUUUUGUGCCAAUCCGCCGGCCUACGCGGCCCGCUGGCUCCACGGCGAUCUGGUCUACACGCCGGGCCGGAAAUAUGGCGACGAUGUGCUGGCCUACGGGUUCAUCGACCUGCCGACGCCGUAUUGCAAGGAGGCACGUCUGACCUACGUGCACAUGCACGAGAAAGUGCCCCGGACAUUCUAUUUCAUCGUUUCAUCGCCAGGUGGCGUCGCGGAAGCGAUCUUCAACGUGAACUUUACGCUCAAGCACAAAGCCAGUGGGCCGUUAGUGUCUUCCUCAUCAUCGUCGUCGUCGUCGUCCUCAUCGGGUGCUGGAGGCGGAACUUCCGGUGGCCUCGGGGGAGGAAGCUUGGGAGGCCCAUUCGGAUCGUUCUCCUCGUCAUCGGCGUCGGCUUCCGGUGGUUCUGGCUACAAAAUCAACACCAACACCAUCAACAAUCUGCCUGGCAAUGGGCUGGACGAGGACGAGGAGCUGAUGGAACCGGAAGAGAUUCAUUUUCCCAUCUUUGGAUCCGGCGCCAGCAGCAGUUGGGCGACAUCGUUCUUCCGUAAGCAUCACUACCACUACUACUAUUCUACUACCACUAAUCCUACUACUUCUACCACUACUAACGCUAUUCAUGCUAUAACUACUAUUGCGAAUACUAUUGCUACCACUACCGCUGUACUUACUCGUUGUUACUCCGUACUCCUAGCAUUGUUGACGUGUUUUAGAUAUGUUUUAUUAAGGUAUUAAUUAAAGCGUAAUUACUCGAGUUUCCCGGCGAAUGUGCGAAAUGUGAACACACUUGUCACAUAGCUAGACGAAUAAGUAUGUGUAUGUGUACGGUAUGUGAGUUUCCAUGCGAAGGCAUGAAUGAGGCAAGAAGCCAGCAACAGCAAGAAAAACCAACAAACAAACUUACACGACGAAACACGACGACUGAUAAGAGCACCCGGCCCUUUCAAUACAUGGCGACCGUGAGAAUAGCUUUCAGAAAGGGGGUCUCGGAAGGCCCACAAGAAGAAGAAAAAGGGUGCAAACACUCCACCAGUGCGAUUCUAAUCCUUUGUGACCACGACGGCGUGUGACAGGUUUGGUAUGUUUGGCUGAAUGAAUGAAACGAAUGUGAGCGGGGGGUUGAGUGUCUGUGUUUGCACUUGUAUGUACUCCCGGUGACAUUCAAACUUGUGUUUAGGCUCUUGUUCCAUUAUUUGUGAUCCUUUUCCCAUCAAGACAGGAGCAGCGGAGGGAGGCGGAUCUCAGCUUUCCUUAACCACGGCUGGUACGAGUGCAAAACUUGCUAGCUGUGAUUCAGUCGGGUUCGCGCGGUUUUGAAUUAUUAAUUUGUCAAUCUCGGAAGGGGCUUGUUCUGUUGCUCCUCUCCGGUGUAUGUAUGUGGUUAAUUAUGGAUUUGGGAAUGUGACUCAAUCUACUCACGUGUUCUUUAAGCGGCACGGAUUUCGGUUUAAAGUGGAAGUGUUUUUGAACUUAAAUUGAGAGCGAAAAAAAGCCUAAUGGCUGUCAUGAUGUUGGCAGUUGUCAAUGGGAAUUUAGCAAAUUCGUAUUAGAAGAUACUGAAAGUUGGAACAGCAAAUAUCUAAUUUAAAUGUUUAAAUCAAUGCUAUUUUAUCUUGAAUUUAUUUUUAAAAUAAAAGUAAAAGUAUUUUUGAUUAAAUCUAAAUGCAAAAUUAAGACUUUCCAAGAGCUCCCACUCAAAAUAAAGGGCAUCUAUUGUAUUUCGAUUGAAGAAAAAAAAACAGAAUAAUUGUUUGAAUUCGGUUUUGAUGAAAACUUGUACAUUGUCUUGACCAAUCGGCCGUUUUAUAACACUAUCUGUGCACUUCUGUUAUAUCCUGAAUCACUUUUUCAUUCUUAAUCAACUUUUUUUUGACAAUGUUACUCAAUAUUUGUAUUUGCUAGAAAUUGAGUACAAUUGAAAUGUUCAAUUUCGUUUGAGAAAAGUAUGUCCGAAAAUAUCUAAAACUGUCCAUAAAUUUUUGAAUUUAGUCAAAGAAAAUGUUCAUGAUAAAUUUUCUUGCCAACAUAUUCUAGAAAAAAAACAAUACAGUAGUUUUUCGGCUUUAUCAUGGUCAAAAAAAUUUCACUGUAAAUAUGGCAAAACCGUGAAUUUAGCGAAACUAAGAAUUUAAGUGGAAAAAACUAUUUUUAUUGUCUUUCAUCGAUAAUUGAUAACAUUUUUAGUAGUGAAAACGUUUUGUUUCAAUAAAUAUUGAUAAUAAGAUGUAGUUAUCAAAGAUAACUAAACAUAAUGGAUCGAUUUUAGUUCAAAUUAUUCUUCUAUAUUACAAUUUAAAGAUUUUUUUCUAAAAAUAAAACCAUGUAGAAUGUCCAUUUGAUAGUCUACAUCUAACUAAAGUGAAUUAUUUAGUUUUUAUGGAAAUUUAACAGUCGUUAUCUAUUAUACGAUCUUUUGGAGUUGGCAACGCUGCUAGUGAGGUGGUGUUUCUCGAGUCGGACUUAAAGGAAAAACAUAAAUUCGACCGUAUGUGAAACAUUAUGAAGUGAUUUGAUAGUGUAAUUAUAUCAGCUGAAAGUCGUGUUAGUUGAAAAUAGUGAAAGUUUUUUGUUCAAAGCGGAGUGAGAAGCAGUAAUCUGUGUAAAUUGCGAUGGCUUCAAAAAAUUUCGGUGUUCCAUUUUCUCUAUGUUCCUUGUGCUUGAACAGACCGAGCUGCCAAAUUUAGUUUCUUCCGUUUUUCUACAAUUUCCAAUUGGAUCAAUACGUUUUGAUUUAAAAUUUCACGAAUACCCCUCGAGUUGACGUUACGAACAACGCAGAAACCGGAACGUAACGCUUCCUUUGAAAACAUCGCGCCGCGGACGGGAAAUGUAAACAAACGCGAACGAAUCGUAAAAAUAACAGCUGAUUGAUAGGGUAGUCUUUUCUUCAUGGAUGCAACGAAAUCAGAAAAGAUAUUCGAAAUAUCCUGCUGAUCUCGAAGCUAAGUAUAACAUUAUGUUUCUUUAUAAUUGAUUAGUUGAUUUUUAGAUGUAGUUAGAAGUGCACAAGGGGGUAUAAGAUUUGCCAUAAAUUCUUGCAGUAAAGCAAAGGUAAAUUUCUUAAUGAUUUAUGAUAACUAAUGGUGUUUGUUGAUCAGUUCUGCAUUUGUCAAAACAAAAAUUUUGGUCGUCACAUUCAUCUUUAUAAUAUAUAUAUAUAUAUUGUAAUCUCAAAUUUAAAACCCGAUUUGAAAAUUUCACAGUUUCGUAGAAGAAAUGUAUCGAACACAGAA
This is a messenger RNA of Uranotaenia lowii, 9273 nucleotides long. RefSeq lists its product as uncharacterized. The record is from RefSeq and is a predicted model, not a curated record. Gene Ontology annotation, biological process: cell-cell adhesion. Gene Ontology annotation, cellular component: cell-cell junction. Gene Ontology annotation, molecular function: cell adhesion molecule binding. The transcript is spliced from 11 exons. Bases 2990 to 6775 code for a protein of 1261 amino acids. NCBI's taxonomy places the organism in Eukaryota, Metazoa, Arthropoda, Insecta, Diptera, Culicidae.